Molecule: messenger RNA, 3408 nt
Organism: Cyclopterus lumpus (lumpfish)
Lineage: Eukaryota; Metazoa; Chordata; Actinopteri; Perciformes; Cyclopteridae
Gene: slc33a2
Product: major facilitator superfamily domain containing 3
Exons: 6
Coding region: 219-1547 (442 amino acids)
Biological process (GO): transmembrane transport
Cellular component (GO): membrane
Molecular function (GO): transmembrane transporter activity
Source: RefSeq, a predicted model, not a curated record
GGGAUCUGCCACCAAACCUGGCAACCUCAUAGCUCAUUCAGACCACAACUAUAAACAAGAAGAGGAGCUCCGAGGCUAGCCGACUUUCUAUCUUAUUCGAUCAGUUCAUCUGGGUCAGCCAGUCCAUUUGAGGAUCUCCCCUUUCAUCUCAACAAUGACCUGACCAAUGGACCGCUGCAGUGUCUGCUCAAUUAGAGGCUCUCUUGUGGAGGUAGAUCAUGAAUGACAAACUUGUCUUCCUGGGCCUGCUGUACUUUGUCCAGGGCAUCCCCUACGGUCUCCAGUCUUCCCUGCUUCCUGUCUACCUGCGUGGAGCUGGUCAUUCCUUAACUCGCAUUGGCUUCACCAAGAUCCUCUACUUUCCAUGGGUCCUCAAGGUGCUCUGGGCCCCUUUUGUGGACCGGGUUGGCACGAAGCGCCGCUGGCUGGUGGGCACAGUGUCUGGGCUGGCUCUGACAUGCCUCUCCAGUGCUGCCCUGGCCCCCGAAGCACAUAUCUGGGGAGUAGCAGGAACCCUUUUGGUCAUGAACUCCUUGGCUUCUGUCCAGGAUAUUGCUGUAGACGGGGCUGCGGUGGCGUUGUUGAAAGGUCGUGGGGAGCUGGGCCUGGGCAACACAGCCCAAGUCGUGGGCUAUAAAGCUGGAUCUGUGUUUGCCGGAGGUGGGCUGCUGGCUGUGAUUGACGUCGCUGGAUGGAGCUGGAUGUUUAUGCUGCUGACAUUUGUGUACGCAGGCGUGGCACUGUUUGUGUGGGGGGCCCCUGUGCUGGAUGAUGAGACUUUGAGGGGCCAACAGGCAGAUGGCAGCAGGAGGGGUGGGCAGGCAGCAGACGCUAUGAGGCCAUGGAGAGUGUGGAGGAAGAUGCUAGCAGUGCCGGGCACCCCUUGGACAGUCCUGUAUGUGCUGACGUACAAACUAGGUGAGCAGGGUGCAGUGACCAUGUUUCCUCUUUUCCUGUUGGAUCAUCACAUGACCGCCAGGGAGCUCGGCUUCUGGAAUGGCGUUAUCGCCAUGGGCUUCUCCAUCUGUGGGUCUUCUCUGGGAGGCGUGCUGCUCGCUCAGUUCAGCAUCGGGGCUCUGAUGCGACGAGUGUUUGUAUUGCGAACCAUCAGCAUGGUCUUCCAGAGCUCUCUACUCACGAUACUGGAGCCAUCACCACUCAUGAAAGGUAUGGCCGUCUUGAGUAUGAGUGUUCAACACUUCUUGGGCGGGCUCAUCACCACGCUCACCUUCACUACCAUGAUGCAUUGCACUCAGAGGGCCGAGGAAAGCAUUCAGGGGGGCCAGAGAGGGAAAUCCUCAGCAUACAGUAACAAACCUCUCAUCACCUAUACCUGUCAGUUCUCAUCAGCUGUUUCCACCUGGAAAAUCUCAGACCCAGUUUCUAUUCAUUGCUUCUCUCUUUUCCUUUUGUACUACACUUACCCCCACCCUCUACCACCUCACUCUAUUUCUUUGUCAUUCUGGGGUCCUUUAAACGCUCCCGACUUUUCCCUCUGCUCUCUCGUUUUCUCCUCUUUAACAUACCUCCUUGUGUCCCCGUCGUAACUGGGUCAUCGUUGCCUGGAGGUGAUCGCUACUCACACAGCAACUCACUCGUCGCUCAGUCAAUCUCUGAAGGUGACAAAUUAUCAUUUAAAUUGCUGUCACUCUUAAAGUUGAAUAGAAAGGGGAAACAAAUCACAGGCUGUAGCACAGAUAUCAGGAUCUAGUUACUGAUAAAAUAAAUAGAGAGAGAACCACCGUUAAUCUCAGAGGUUCUGCGUGAGAGUGUGUGUGUGUAUGCGCACACAGGAGGGGGUAGCAUUAGCUCGCCUGCUCUCGCUGUGUGUAUAUGUGUGUGUUAUUGAAGGUAGUGCUAUCCAGUGACAGAAAGCUGAUAGUAAGAGUGCUUGUUAACGAUCCCCAGGAGAUAGAAACCAAAUCUGUUAAACAAGUUGCUCAGAAAAAAGGCACUCCACUUAGCUGUGGUCACACAGGGUCUCAAAGUUCUCUACCUCAGUGUACCGACCACAGUCGUCUAAACUCACCACCAGCUCCUCAACUCUCAUCGAAUUCAUACCAUUUCAUUUUCAGUUGAGAAAUCUUCUGUACGGAUCGUAGUGAUUGUGGUAACUGAAUUAUUAGUUUAUUAAUCAUCUAAUCUAUAUGUUACAUAAUCUGAAAAUAGUGAAACAUGUUUGUCACAUACUGAGAGUCCGAGGAGACGUCUUCAGGCAUUUGUUUUUGUCUGUACAAUAGUGAUAAAAACAACAUAUACUGACUUAACAAGGAUACAAAUCUGAUACAAUCUACAAAUCCUGGAACUAUGAAUUAAUGAAUUGUCAAAAUAGUUGCUGAUUCCUUUUCUGUAAAUCUACUCGAUUAAUUGUUGCAGCUCUUGUUCUAAAAUGAGAAAGAAAAUGGUGCACAGCAAAACAAACAUUGUUAACCCUGUAAAAGAUGCAUUAUGGUAUCAUUUGUAGAUGUACAGUAGUGAAAGAUCACACGCUGUUUACCUGGUGAAUUUUAAACAAGCAAAAUGUUCAACUGAAGGUUAACUGUUUCACACUAAAUAAAAGUCCAUUUGAAGUUCGCAUUUGAUGUAUCUCUAUUGUUUUGUAAUGCAGAACAGUAAUGUAUGCAUGGACAUGUCUCAGAACUAAUUUCAAUUUCAAUACAUUUUAGUUUGAUGGAGUAAAGGCUUUUGUUAUAAUGAAGAAAAGAGUCCUAAACCUAAAGGAUUAAUUAAUUCAGGCAAUGGUCUUGGUGGUGCCAGAUACCUUCUGUUUGGUUUGGUUACCUGCCUCACCUAAAUGCCGUGCUCUCGGGCAGAAGGAGGAGGUUUAGGUAGGAUUAGGUAAUCUCUCUCUCACUCACUCUCUCGCCUUAAGGCUGGGAUCAGAUACUCUUCUUCGUUUGGCCUCCAUCCAUCGUCUCGGGCCCUGAUCUCACGCUUUCUCUUUCAGGCUUCCAGUCUUCUUUAUUUAAAUUGUUUUCCCCCAUCAAUUGUUUUCUUCUUCUUUUUGGUUUUCUUUUUUCUGGAAAAUCACACUUUUAUUCUAGUCUCUGUCUGUUGUUGUUGUUGUUUUGUAUUACAUGUUUAAAAACAUCAACUGAUAAGUUGAUAGUAUGAAGUGUCACCUCUCCACUUUCCCAUCUGCUACUCCCUCUUUUACUUACAAUGUGCCUUUAUUUUCCAAACCCUCUCCUUCCUCCUUGUCCUGUUCUCUGCUCACUUCCCGCUCCUUCACCUCCUCCUCUUACUCUUUUCCCUUCAUCCCACCUCCCCACUCUACUCUCUCCAUUAGGCGACCCACUACAGUUUCCUGGCGACUCUGGAGGUGCUGGGGAAGCUGACAUUUAGCGCUCUAGCCGGAGGCAUGGUGGAUUGGUUUGGUUUCCAAGUUGCCUUCCUCUUCUUCCUCAC